This is a messenger RNA of Myxocyprinus asiaticus (Chinese sucker), 2810 nucleotides long. Its product is annotated as ubiquitin-conjugating enzyme E2 R2-like. The record is from RefSeq and is a predicted model, not a curated record. The coding region runs from base 520 to 1245 and encodes 241 amino acids. Gene Ontology annotation, biological process: protein polyubiquitination; ubiquitin-dependent protein catabolic process. Gene Ontology annotation, molecular function: ubiquitin conjugating enzyme activity. The transcript has 5 exons. NCBI's taxonomy places the organism in Eukaryota, Metazoa, Chordata, Actinopteri, Cypriniformes, Catostomidae.
CCCAUUGGAAUUGAGGAAAGACGCAUCCAGGACAUCGACACAUAAGUCGCCAAUCUCUCCUGCACGUUUACAUGUUUUCGCUUCUCGACGGAACAGCUUGCAAUUUAAGCGUAGACUUUAUUUGUAAACAUCUAUUUUUAGAUUUUAAGCAAAUUUAACAAAAACCUUACAUUAGAGAGGAUUAGUGUUGAUUCGAAGUGUAUUUUCACGGCUAGCCCUCAGCUACGAAAAAAAAAACAACAAACCCGGAGCGCGAUUUUUUUAUUUUCUGACAGACAAAAUUCCACUUAUAAUCAACCAAACCACCUUUUUUACUUUCAUGGACGACGAAAAAACACCUUUAAUUAACCGAACACAGUCUCUUUUUUAACAUAUUUUCCACUUCCACGCUAAGCUAGCAACUCCAAACAAAGAAAGGGAAGCAGCUCUAGUUACCACGUCACAUCUGGUUAACUUUUCGGUCUUAUUUAACUACAAAACCUACUUUGUUUAGUGUAUCUGGGUAGAAGAACAUCAGAAAUGGCCCAGCAGAGCAGUGCUCAGGUUGCCAGUUCGCAGAAAGCUUUAAUGUUGGAGAUGAAGAGUCUACAGGAGGAACCAGUGGAAGGCUUCAAGAUCACUUUAGUGGAUGAAGCGGAUCUCUACAACUGGGAAGUGGCGAUUUUUGGACCUCCAAACACUCAUUAUGAAGGGGGGUAUUUCAAGGCUCGCAUUAAGUUCCCGAUCGAUUACCCGUAUUCCCCGCCCACUUUCAGAUUCCUCACCAAGAUGUGGCACCCUAACAUCUAUGAGAACGGGGACGUGUGUAUCUCCAUUCUUCAUCCUCCAGUAGAUGAUCCACAGAGCGGAGAACUGCCCUCAGAGAGGUGGAACCCAACACAGAAUCUCAGAACUAUCCUGUUGAGUGUCAUCUCUCUCCUCAAUGAACCCAACACGUUUUCACCAGCUAAUGUGGAUGCCUCCGUCAUGUACCGGAAAUGGAGAGACAGUAAAGGAAAAGACCGGGAAUAUGCAGAGAUCAUUAGGAAGCAGGUCCUGGCAACUAAAGCAGAGGCAGAACGGGACGGCGUUAAAGUUCCCACCACUCUGGCUGAGUACUGCGUGCGCACACGUGCCCCUGCGCCAGACGAGGGGUCCGAUCUGUUAUACGAUGAUUACUAUGACGAUGAGGACUUGGAGGAUGAGGAUGAGGAUGAUGAGGACUGUUGCUAUGACGAGGAUGACUCAGGAAAUGAGGAAUCAUGAUGACAUUCCCAUUGUCGUCUUCAUCAGCAUCACUUUAAAAGUUGAAAUGUUAAGGUAUUCGCCCUGCAUUUACAUUCACUCAGAUGGCCAUUUUUUUUUCCUAAAGGACUAAUAUGUUGAUUUUAAAGUUUGUUUUUGUUUUAUCAGCAUUAUGUUUGCUCCGUGUCAUGAUUGUGCUGGCCUUCUGCUUCUCUCCAAUCGCUUCUUCUUUUUUGGCUUUAUGCUUUCAGACAGCUCUGUGAACGUCUCUUUCUAAAAAGAAUAAGAAUGAGCUUGACAGUGCUCCCAAAAAUGAAAAUUCUGUCAUUUACUCACCCUCAUGUUGUUCCAAACCUGUACGCCUUACUACUUUUUGUCUGGCUUUCAGCCUUAGUCACCAUUCAGUUUCAUUGCAUAGUUUUUUCAUACAGUGAAAGUGAAUGGAGACUGAAGUUGAACAUUCUUCCUAAAGACUCCUUUUGUUUUCCAUGGGACAAAGUCGUAUGGGUUUGUAAAAAUAUGAGGGUGAUUAAAUGUCAAAAUUGACAUUUUUGUGUGAACUGUACAUUUUAAGGUUCGAGUGAUUAAUUAAAAGAAUCUGUCUGUGAUCUUUGGUAUUGCUUUUAAUCACUUGGAUCUCCCACAUUCACUUUUUUUUUUUUUGGCCUUCAGCAGGUCUGAACAGUCAAGCAAUAUAAAGCUAAUGGAGUUUGGGGUCAAGGUUUUCUAAAUAUAAUAUUUUGUUUUCCCCCUUGAGUAUUUGGAAGUUACAUUUGAGGAAGCCCUGAUUAAAAAUGCGAGUAUGGCACGUUGAAAUGAAAACUUUUGGCAUUAUAAAAAUUGAGGGAAAAGAUAUUUCAAUGUUGAGGCCUAAUUCUGCAAUGUGCUUAAACGCCACACAUUAUUUAACUUAUAGUGUCACUUUAAAUUAUUGUAAUUAUGUAUUUCUUAGUUCAUAUAGGACCUUACCAGAAAAUGGAUAUAAUCAGAGUUAAUUGGAUGGGUUGGUGAGUGGAUGUUUAGUCUUUUCUGUUGUGCUGAGUUAAUUUUUUCUUUUUCUUUUUUUGCAUUGCUGAUAUUCCUGUGUUGUCCUCUCAAGUGAAUCUUAUUUAAUCUGUUGUGUGGUUUGCUUGUUUUUAUACAUAGAGGAUGUAUGUUUAUUCUUUGUCAUCACUAAAGCAUUCAUUCUUUCAUCUGGGAUGUAGGGUGACUUGUGGACUAUUGAAUGAUUUUUGUGCUGUUUCUUUUGCAUUAUUGCUCAGUAAAAUUAUGGCACAUCCUGCAAUGUGAUGUCAUAUUUGAAACUGUCCUUUUCGCUGCCUGGAGGCUGGAGAAGGCUGGCUCAUACCGACAGACUCUCAGGAUAAGCAAAUCGGAAAAUGAAAAUUCUAACAACAAAAAAAUAUUUUUCUUCACACCUGCAAGUCAUCCAUCUUUUCAAAAUUGUUUUGUGGACAAUUUACAACCGUAUCCCAUGAGGCUGAGAUGCACACAAGGAUAUUCGGCUGAUUUGUCAUUUUAUUGAACUGUAUGUAUUUUUACGGUUUGUUGGCCUAUUUAAAACUGAAUAAAGAUCUUUAUUAGAA